Salvelinus namaycush (lake trout) is the source of this 3697-nucleotide messenger RNA. Its product is annotated as bromodomain-containing protein 1-like. Bases 305 to 3586 code for a protein of 1093 amino acids. NCBI's taxonomy places the organism in Eukaryota, Metazoa, Chordata, Actinopteri, Salmoniformes, Salmonidae. Gene Ontology annotation, molecular function: protein binding. Gene Ontology annotation, biological process: regulation of transcription by RNA polymerase II. The record is from RefSeq and is a predicted model, not a curated record. The transcript is spliced from 12 exons. Gene Ontology annotation, cellular component: MOZ/MORF histone acetyltransferase complex.
CCAGGGGCAGCUUGCUAGUUACUGAUUAUUAGCCAGUUGAAAAAGGACAUUAGCUAGUAUUUGGUGGCUUUCCCGAAAUAUUUAUGUUUGAAAUAGAAUCGAAUUUGGAAUUUAGACAGUCGUCGUGGAUACCUCUUGGUAUCUUUCAAAUUUAUAAUUCAAAACUGCUCGAGCGGUGCCCGUUGGAUGAGAGGAUUGUGUGUGGAUUUACUGCUGCUGCUCUGCGCAGGCUACUUCGGCGCCAUUGCCUGCAAGCGCUGCUGUUUUCAAAAGCAGAAUUACUGAAAAUACAAAGCUCUUCAAGAUGAAGAAAAAAGUACGGCAUCAUAAUCGCAUGUCCACGCCCCAGAGGCCCCCCUCUCCCAUCAAACCCUCACCGAACAAGGAGACCUUGACCUACGCCCAGGCCCAGCGCAUGGUGGACCUGGAGAUAGAUGGCCGUGUGCACAGGAUCAGCAUCUAUGACAAGUUGGAUGUCAUCACCGAUGAUGACCCCACGGCCCAAGAGAUCAUGGAGUGCAACAGCAACAAGGAGAACAACGAGAAGCCCCAGCUAGUCCUGGUGCGCUCGGUGAGACUCAAAGACAACCAGCAGAAGAGGGGCACUGCCCUCACCACCACACAUGGCGCUGACCCGCAAGGGAGCGCCCUCUUGGAACCCAAGUUCCGCACUGUGGAGUACAACCUUCCCGCAGUGUCUCGGAGGCCCUCCAUCUAUUAUAUGUAUUGUGAGAAGACGGCCGAAGAGCUGGAUGAGGAGGUGGAAUACGACAUGGAUGAGGAGGACUACGCCUGGCUGGAUCUACUCAACGACAAGAGGAAAAGUGAGGGUAUCAGCCAGGUGUCCCAGAACCUCUUUGAGUUCCUUAUGGAUCGCUUUGAGAAGGAGUCCUUCUUUGACAGCAAGGGCCGGAGUGACCCCCAGUCCCUCAUCGACGAGGACGCUGUCUGCUGCAUCUGCAUGGACGGAGACGGCCAGGACAGCAAUGUUAUUCUCUUCUGUGACUCCUGCAACAUGGCCGUGCACCAGGAGUGCUACGGUGUUCCCUACAUCCCAGAGGGCCAGUGGUUGUGUCGCCACUGCCUCCAGUGCCCCUCACGGCCCGCUGAGUGUGUCUUCUGCCCCAACAAGGGCGGCGCCCUGAAAAAGACGGACGAUGACCGCUGGGGCCACGUGGUGUGUGCCCUGUGGGUGCCAGAGGUGGGCUUCUCUGACACGGUCUUCAUCGAGCCCAUCGACGGUGUCAGCAAUAUUCCGCCCGCCCGCUGGAAGCUCACCUGCUACCUCUGCAAGGAGAAGGGUGCCGGGGCCUGCAUCCAGUGCCACAAGGUUAACUGUUACACAGCCUUUCAUGUCAGCUGUGCCCAAAAGGCCGGCCUCUACAUGAAAAUGGAGCCUGUCAAGGAAUUCACAGAGACCGGUUCGCCCACUUUCUCUGUGAAGAAGACAGCCUUCUGCUGCGCUCACACUCCUAAAGGGUGCACCCGGAGACCCCUUGCUAUCUACGAGGAAGGCCACGCUAAAAACGGUGUCUGUCACAAGAGGGGUGACAAAAGAGGGAGGAGGAGGUUAAAAGGGUGGCUGAAGAAGAGUAAGAUAAUAGUGGUGGUGCCUGAGGUAGAGGAAGAGGCUCCUGCUGCACCUGGGCCUAGUAUAACCCCCAGCAGUUUUGACACAAUCCUCAAUCAAGUGUCUGUCCAGAAGAAGAAGGUGUUUGUGGAGCGGGUCCUGAGCUACUGGAUGCUGAAGAGACAGUCAAGGAAGGGCGUUCCGCUGAUCAGGCGGCUACAGGCUAACACCCAGGUCCCCAAACCAGAGCCGCUGGUCAGUCCAGUGGACAGCAGGGUGGAGGAUAAUCAAGCGAUGAAGGAGCAGCUAAAGGAAUGGCACCGCCUACGCCAAGACCUGGAGCGAGCUCGCCUACUGCUAGAACUGAUCAGGAAGAGGGAGAAGCUAAAGAGAGAGGAGAUGAAGCUCCAACAGUCUGUUCUAGAGGUACAGCUCACACCUUUAAAUAUUCUACUUCGAGCCGUACUGGACCAGCUUCAGGAGAAGGACCCAGCCAAGAUCUUUGCCCAGCCUGUCAGCGUUAACGAGGUGCCUGACUACUUGGACCACAUCAAGAAUCCAAUGGACUUCUCCACCAUGAGGAAGCGCAUUGAUGCCCACGGCUACAAGAGCCUGGUGGAGUUUGAGGCUGACUUCGAUCAGAUCAUAUUCAACUGCAUGAAGUACAACGCCAAGGACACGUUCUUCUACAAGGCCGGUCUGCGUCUGCAAGACCGAGGCGGGGCCAUCCUCAGGAAGACUCGUCGGGAGGCUGAGCGAAUCGGCUUUGACUUUGCCAGCGGGAUGCACCUUCCUGAGCAGCCAAAGGUGGAGGCUCCUUCCCCUUUCUCCUGGGACGAUGUGGACCAGAUACUAAACCCAGCCAACCGUCAGCACAUGUCUUUGGAAGGGCAACUGAAAGAGCUGCUGGAGAAGCUGGACAUGAGCAGUGCCAUGAAGUCCAGUCCGUCUCGCAGCAAGCGACUGAAGCUGCUCAAAAAGACCAUCACAGAUGUUCGCAGCGAGAUAUACCUAAAGACGCGACGCCCCGCUGCCGCCCCCUCUGAACCGAAACCAGCAGAGACUGAGGAGAAACCACUGCCCCCCACUCGACACAGCACACAGGAAGAGGAAGGGGAGUCUUUGCUCCCACCGAAACUAGAGCCGUUGAACUCGUCGCCGCCACUUCUCAACUCAGACAGUCAUGCAGAACCUCCCAUGCUCAAGCCCAUCAAGAGCCAGAAGACUUUCAAGUGCAACGGUGUCAAGACCGCUACCUCAGUACCCCGGGAUACCCUCAACGGGCACAUCUCUAACCCGCUGGUCUCCGACAGUCACCUUAGUGUUGGGGCCACCUCCACGCUCGCAGAGCCCUCUAGCAUGGGUAACAGGCGGACCAAUGUGCUCUUUCGCAAGUCCAAGAAUGCCAGCCCGCAGAAGCCCCCAAGGACAGCUGAGCAUCAGCUCGGCUGCCCACUGCUGGGCACCAAAACCUUCCUCUCAGUGGUCAUUCCUCGCCUGGAGACUCUCCUCCUACCCAGGAAGAGGACCCACAGUGCCUGUGGAGACUGUGACCAGGAUGAGGAGGAAUCCCCCAUCAAGCGUCUUGACACAGGACUAGCUAAUGGAUUUGUUGUCGAGCCGGAGCUUGAAACCAGCCCCAUUAGGCCGAUGGAGCCUCGCAGGCGCUGCACCUCCGAGUCCAGCAUCUCCCCUAGCGGCAGCGUGCUGUGUAGCACCAGCACGGUCAGCGUGCCAAAAAGUGGGAAAGGAAGGCCAUCCGUGGCACGUAGGAGCACAGUGGACGACAAAAACGCACUCAUCACCUGUAUCGGAAAUGGGGACUUCACCAAAGCCGCUAAGAUUGCAGCAGAUCAUAGACCCCAAGCUGCCGAGGGCGGGGCGUCACCACCACGGGGUCUCCCUGCCCCCUCUGGACGUCCUCAGAGUCGGAGAGCUGAUGCAGUACAAGUCCGAAGAGAAACUCUUCCUCGUCCACUUCUUCGACAACAAGCACAGUUGGCAAUGGCUUCCUAGAUCCAAGAUGGAUGCCUUUGGUAUCAAUAAGACCGUGGACAAGCUCAAACUGAAGGAGGGCCGCUCCUCUGGCAUCCGUAAAGCUGUGCAGACCGCCUUCCAGCGCGCCAU